Messenger RNA from Dendronephthya gigantea, 1759 nucleotides. Its product is annotated as mRNA-decapping enzyme-like protein. Lineage: Eukaryota; Metazoa; Cnidaria; Anthozoa; Malacalcyonacea; Nephtheidae. The transcript is spliced from 9 exons. Gene Ontology annotation, cellular component: P-body. Gene Ontology annotation, molecular function: enzyme activator activity; mRNA binding. Bases 636 to 1709 code for a protein of 357 amino acids. Gene Ontology annotation, biological process: positive regulation of catalytic activity; deadenylation-dependent decapping of nuclear-transcribed mRNA; deadenylation-independent decapping of nuclear-transcribed mRNA. The record is from RefSeq and is a predicted model, not a curated record.
AAUGCAGGGCAGUUUGAGAACUAUGUGAUAGCCAGAAGGCAAUCUCACGGUGAUGCAUGCUGUGUCAAAACCUUGUUACCAAAAAAGAUCAUUGCUCUCGGGAUGAUUAAUUGCUUCUCUGGUCACUUCGACAUCAUUAUCUCGGUAUCUGGACAUCGCCGGAACAGAUUUCCAGUUGCCUUAUUAUUGACCUAUAUUUCAUCAUGAGUAACGUUAUAAAAAAAAUACAAUAAAGCGGUUAAGUCAAAUUUAAAUCAGACACCGGUGAUUAAUGGAACACGGAAACUUCCUAAACUUCAAAUGCCACCGAGAUCUAUUUCGAGAUCUACACGAGAGUCUGAGAUAUGAUGACUGCGAUACCUAUGACAUUAACGAAAAGAUCUAGAAGUAAUCUAGGGAUAAUCGGGACGUUAAGCCGCUUCCGCACCUUCCAAAAUGUUUUUGAUUUUUGAAAAUUGUAUUUCAGAUUCGGGGCAAAAAACAGAGUCACUAUCUUCAAAAUAUUCAUGAAUCUGUGAAUGGAAAACCUGUCUGCAGAUCAGUGCCCAGUCUACAGUAAAGAUGAAAACAAAUAUAAUCUCAACAGUAAACAAGGAGUGUCAACAGCGUUUAGGAAAUUUGUAAAUUCGAAAUAAAUGGAGGAAGCUGCAGUAGACCAAGAACUGAAAAUAAAUUUAGCAGCUUUGAGAAAAAGUGAUCGGUUUGUCUUGGACAUUUUGGAGACGUCUGCUCAAGUUGCACUGUAUAAAUUUGAGCCACAGAAACAGGAAUGGGAAAAAACCGAAGUGGAAGGAAGUCUGUUUUUGUACAGAAGGUCAACAUUACCAAAGUUUGCCUUGAUGAUCAUGAACAGACUAAACCGAGAUAAUUUGAAUGAAUAUAUCACAAAAGAAAUGGAAUUUAAAGUUCAAAAACCAUUUCUCCUAUACAAGAAUUCAUCAGGGGAAAUUUUGGGCAUUUGGUUUAACAAUCCAGAAAAAUGUGCAAAAGUUGGUGAGCACAUAGCAAGACUUUAUGCAUCACCACCACCAACUCAAGAUGAAAAUAAAGAAAAGAGCCAAGGCAUUUUAGAACUUUUUGCAAAUGCACAAAAAAGAUUUGAUGAAAAAAAUAAGGUAUAUGAAAAUGGUGUUGUUGAGCCAUCCUCAUUAUCCCAAGCACAAAAUAUUGACAAUGGGAAACUAAGAUCCUUGUCAUUGACUGGAGUUCCACCUACACAUACUUCACCAUUAACAUUUCUUCCUUCUGCCAUUGAAAAUGAAGAUAUACAAUCACAGACACUUCAUGAUCCUUGUAUUGUGAAAAGCUCUCCUUUACGACCUUCACCCAAGCAUUUGUCUCGUUCACUCCCAAACAGUGCAAAGAAAGCAAUACCAAAACAGCUAUUUAUCCAAGAAUUAGCACCUCCUACAAAUCCAAAUCAAGAAAAAACAGAAAAAGUCCCACUCCCAUCUGUACCUUCCCAAAAUGCUUCAUCUGCUAAAAGUAGACCAGCUAUGACCAAGCAAGGAUCAAGUACUGAUCUUAGUACAGGAGCUACUGCUCUGAUGUCUCCGAUGGCCUUUAAAACUACUAAAAGUCAAUCUACCGCUCCAAAAGACCCAAAUGUAGACAUGAUUGUCUUGACUAAAGAACAACUGCAAGAGACCCUGAUCACUCUUUUAGAAAGAGAUUCAAUUUUCUUGACAAGAUUCACUCAACUUAUGUGAAGAAACUCACCAGAUGAAAAAACAUGGAACAAAAGUAUUAGCAAAGGAAA